GCGCCUGUGCCGGCCCCGCGGAGAGGCUCGCAGAACGGCUGGGAGGACGCGAGCCUGGAGCGGCUCAUGAGCAGCAUGCUGCAGGAGCGCGACCGCCUGCUCGAGACGCUCAGGGGCGCGCAGGAGGGGUUGUCCCAAGCCCAGCUGCGGCUGCAGGAGGUGACGCACCAGCGAGACUCGCUGCACCGCCAGCUCAACGCCGCCCUGCCACAGGAGGUGGCGGCGCUCACCAAGGAGUUAAACUUGUGCCGGGAAACUCUGCUGGAGAAGGACGAAGAGAUAUCGGAGCUCAAGGCGGAGCGCAACAACACUCGGCUGCUGCUGGAGCACCUGGAGUGCCUGGUGUCGCGGCACGAGCGCUCGCUGCGCAUGACGGUGGUGAAGCGGCAGGCGCAGUCGCCCGCCGGCGUCUCCAGUGAGGUGGAGGUCCUCAAGGCUCUCAAGUCGCUCUUCGAGCACCACAAGGCGCUGGACGAGAAGGUGCGCGAGCGUCUGCGUGUGGCGCUGGAGAGGGUGGCGGCCCUGGAGGCGGAGCUGACGGCGGCCAAUCAGGAGAUUUUGCUGUGGCGGGAGCACAGCGGCCGGAGCCUACCUCGGGUUGGCGGCGGGGAUGGCGCGGAGUCGGAUGCCAGCGGCCAAUCAGACGGCUCACAGGCGGCGCCGCUGGUGUCGGCCGGCCUGGCGGAGGGGGCGGCCACCCGCCUGCGGGAGCUGCAGGAGGCCGUGGAGCGCCAGGGGGCGGAGGCGGCGCAGCUGCGCGAGCGCCUGCUGGGGCUGUCGCGCCGCGCCGCCGAGCUCGAGGGGGAGCUGGAGGCGUCGCGCCGGGAGCUGGCGCGCGCCGAGGACAGCAACGCCCGGCACCAGCGCGACAUCCGCGAGGUGAUGGCACAGAAGGAGGACAUGGAGGAGAGAAUCACGACCCUGGAGAAGCGCUACUUGGCCGCUCAGCGCGAGGCCACGUCACUGCACGACCUCAACGACAAGCUGGAGACGGAGCUCGCCAACAAGGAGGCCCUGCACAGACAGAGCGAGGAGCGCGGGCGGCAGCUGCAGGAGCGGCUGGAGACGGCGGAGCAGAGGCUGCAGCAGACGCUGCGCAAAGCCGAGACGCUCCCUGAAGUCGAGGCGGAGUUGGCUCAGCGCGUCGCGGCCCUCACCAAGGCGGAGGAGAGACACGGGAACAUCGAGGAGAGGAUGCGGCAGCUGGAGGGGCAGCUGGAGGAGAAGAACCAGGAGCUCCAGCGGGCUCGCCAGCGGGAGAAGAUGAACGAGGAGCACAACAAGCGCCUGUCGGACACCGUGGACAAGCUCCUGUCCGAGUCCAACGAGCGCCUGCAGCUGCACCUCAAGGAGAGGAUGACGGCCCUGGAGGAGAAGAACGCGCUGACGCAGGAGCUGGACAAUGUGCGAAAACACCUCGAGGAGAUGCAGCAGGACAAGGAGCGUCUGAUGGAGGAGAUGGAGAUUCUGCGCUCGGAGGUGGAGCAGUGGCGGCACAAACCCUCGGGGUUCACGGAGACCUUGAUGCCCAGGUCCCACCGGAGCAGCGCGGUGGACACGUCUCGUUUCUCGCGCGGGUCGCUCACCCUCGACCCCGUCGAUCAUUACGCUACGAUGCGCCGCGCCAAGAAGGGACGACUCCCACCCUUCCGGGACGAUCCCAGCAAGGUGCUCACCGAGCAGGGCUGGGACCUGGGCGGUGGAAUCGGCGGGAUGGGAGGAGGAGGAGGAGGCGGUGGAAUGAUGGGAGGAGGUGGAGGAGGAACACCAUCGCUCCUGAGCGGCUCCACUCGCUCGCUGGACCCCGACGGGAGCCUCAGCGAUCAGGACAACGGAGAGCCGGGGCGGGACGGCCGACCCCGCGACCUCUGCCACUCCGACUCGCUGCUGCUGUCUCCCGGCGCAGGUGGCGGCGGUGGCGGCGCGGGGGCCGGAGGCUCGGACGCCCAGACGCUGGCGCUGAUGCUGCAGGAGCAGCUCGACGCCAUCAACCACGAGAUCAGGCUCAUCCAGGAGGAGAAGGAGUCGACGGAGCUGCGCACGGAGGAGCUGGAGUCUCGCGUGAGCUCGGCGAGCCUGGAGUCGCUGGCGUUCUCGCGCCUGCGCUCCGCCUCCUCCAUCCCCGGCUCGCUGGGCGGCGGCGGCGGCACCACCGCCACCGCCUCCUCCUCCUCGUCGCUGCCCCCCAGCCCCUCGCCCCCCGUGAGCGGGCGCUCCACGCCCAAGGUGGCGCCGCCGCGGCGUCCCGCAAGAGACCUCGACCGCAUGGGGGGGGUCAUGACGUUGCCGAGCGACCUGAGGAAAUACCGCCGGAGGACGAUGGGCGGCGAGGAGGAGCGGGAGGACAAGGCCACCAUCAAGUGCGAGACGUCCCCGCCGCCUUCGCCACGUGGGAAGUUCCACAAGCUGGCGCACGGCAUCAAGGCGGUGAGCACGGAGGACAUGCGCAGCGCUUGCAUGGAGGGGGGUGCGGGCGGCUCGGACACUCUGCGCAAGGCGCAGAAGAAGCGAGGCCUCAAGUUCGGGCUCCUGUUCCGCAGGAAGAGUCGCAUCGGCCAAACGGGCAAGGAGGCCGGCCUCUCGUCGCAAGGAAGUUCAUCGGACUCCGAGGUCACGACCCCGGACGUCAUGGGGCUGGGGCGGAUGGGGGCGCAGGCGGAGAGAGACCGGAGGCUCCGCAAAAAGCACGAGCUUCUGGAGGAGGCGCGCAGGCACGGCCUGCCCUUUGCCCUCUGGGAUGGCCCAACCGUCGUGGCCUGGCUUGAGCUGUGGGUGGGCAUGCCGGCGUGGUACGUGGCGGCGUGCCGCGCCAACGUCAAGAGCGGCGCCAUCAUGUCGGCGCUGUCGGACACGGAGAUCCAGCGCGAGAUCGGCAUCUCGAACCCGCUGCACCGGCUCAAGCUGCGCCUCGCCAUCCAGGAGAUGGUGUCGCUCACCAGCCCCUCGGCGCCACCCACCUCGCGCACGCCCACGGGCAACGUGUGGCUGACCCACGAGGAGAUCGAGAACCUGGCGGCCGCACAGAAAACGGAGGAGGAAGAGUUGGCCUGGGCCCAGACCCUGGGCUACGGAGACAUGAACCACGAGUGGAUCGGUAACGAGUGGCUGCCCAGCCUGGGCCUCCCGCAGUACCGCAGCUACUUCAUGGAGUGCCUGGUGGACGCACGCAUGCUCGACCACCUCACCAAGAAGGACCUGCGGGUCAACUUGAAGAUGGUCGACAGCUUCCACAGGAUGAGUUUACAGUUCGGGAUCAUGUGUCUCAAGCGACUCAACUACGACCGCAAAGAACUGGAGAGGAGGAGAGAUGAAAGCCAGCACGAGCUGAAAGACGUGCUGGUGUGGAGCAACGAGCGCGUGACGGCGUGGGUGGCCUCCGUGGGCCUGCGGGAGUUCGCCACGGGGCUGCAGGAGAGCGGCGUCCACGGCGCCGUCAUCGCCCUCGACGAGAUGUUCGACCACGCGAGCCUCGCGCUCGCGCUGCAGAUACCCACGCAGAACACGCAGGCCAGACAAGUCCUGGAGAGGGAGUUCAACAACCUCCUCGCGCUGGGAACGGAGAGGAGAUUGGACGAGCACGCGCCGUCGUGGCGCAAGCGCUUCCGGCCGAAGGACGCUCACGCGCUCUCGCUGCUCGCCGGCUCCUCGGAGACGCUGCCUCCCGGAUUCCGCGUCGCCUCCUCCGUGGGGCCUCCGCCCCCGCCGCUCCCCGCCGGCAAGCCCCUGCCCCCCGCGCCCGACGGCAGCUCUUCGGGUCCUCAGAGGAUGGACCCCUCGGCCGUCCGCACAUAUUCCUGCUGAAGUUGCCCGGUGAGCGGCUCUCGGACGCGCGGCGCGACCAAGGAUCCAGGCAGGGGAGCGGCGUGCCGACGAAUCAGCCAAUAACCAGGGUGGCCUGUCGCAUACAAGCCGCGAGCCUCCGCAAACGAGCGGCGAACGACGCGGCCGCCGCUGUGCCCACGCCGUAGGGUUUCGUAAGAUCGGGGAAGACGCAGAGGGAAACGGACGGCGGAGGAGAUGCCGGGAAGGCAGAAGGGGCCAGGGAGGAGGAGAUGAGAGUAGAAAGUUGAAGAGGAACGUCCAGCAGCUGGAGUUGGACGUUGAGAGAAAGGAGGGAGGACACGGAGAUGGUGGACGAGGAUGCUGAGGAGGCCCGUGGAGCAAGCCGGUGGAGGACACACGGAAAGUUACAUUUCGAUUUAAAGCUUUCAUGACUGCAGGGAUUCAUCUUCUUGGUUCUUUCGGUAAAGUCACGUAGACGCUGUCUCCCCGACAGACCUGGUCUUCACCUGAGGACGGCUGCUUGCGUUGUGGCCGAAACGUCGCGAGAAUUAUUUUAUUAUGUUUUAUUUUUAUUAUUUUAUUACUUCCCUUCUACGUGACUUUACCGAAAGAACCAAGAAGACACGGAAGGUUGUUUUGCGGGAGCUGCGGACACAGUCGGUCAAAAAGCAAUCCGGAGCGGGAAGUUUGGGUCUCAUCCUAAGGAAAGGGAGGGGGAGCGGGUUUCUCCUACAGGCAAACGCGUCGAGGUUCAAAUCGUCAUCAUCCGCCGUUACGAUUCGGAGUCGGCGCCAUUCUCGCAGCGCAGGGCUAAUCACGCCGCGUCUCACGGACGGGUAUAGCCUGCGGUUGUUUGGCAUUCGGGGGGCGAUGUCGCGACGACGACGAUGUCGCGGUGUGGCUCCUGCCCCCCCCCCACCUCCCCCCAUCCCCGUUGUGAAAGUACCAAGGGGGGUGUCGUUUUACAGAUUUCGGCAAAAACGGUGGAACCGUGACGCCGGCAACACGUGGCCCACUCACGGGAUCCGUAACGUCCCGCUGUCAAGCAGGCGGCGCUUUCUUGUUUUGCUGUUCACGAUCCGCGCACCGCAAGUACUAACCGGGGCGGCCGCCGGGUUCGCACCGCGAGCCUCCGUGACAACAAAGCGGCGCUCGGCCGCAUCACCCCCCUCCUCCCCCCCCUCCGAAAGCAAUCACAUUUCACCGCUCAAAUGAUGCGUGGGAGAUGACGCGCAACAUGAGAUCCGCACGAUGUGUUGAUGCCAAUUCGAGUGAACAAAGCUACAAAGGAGACGGGAAGGGAAAAGAAAAACCGAGAAAGGACCCACGUGACGUAACUCGAUACGAGACGAGGGGGAAUCCGUACGAGUGAGGGGCACAAAUGAUUCGACGGGACAGCGUGCAGAUGCAAGAGACGAAUGAGAAGGUGCAAACAGGGAAGCGUGGAAACCAGAUCUGAACAAUAUAAACGUAUACAAGUUAUUUACGCAAGAUGACACGGACAACACAAAUGGAGACGGCUGACGGGAACGAGAGACAAAGCCCACGAGCCCAACAGCGCCAAACGAGAUCGAACAAAUGAGACAGUAGGAGCGAGACCGAACAAAGUACAGCACGUGAGACAACUAACAUCGAGCCAGAACAAUCAGAACAGACAAUAGACAGACAAUAGACAAGACAGACAAUGAGACAAUAGACAGACAGUAGACAAUGGGACAAUGAGACAAUGAGACAAUAGACAAUGGGACAAUGAGACAAUAGACAAAGAGACAAUAGACAGACAAUAGACAAGAGACAGACAAUGAGACAAUAGACAAUAGACAGACAAUAGACAAUGAGCCAGACGAUACAGAACAAGCGGCCGCGAGUGCGACGCUACGAAACGGGAUUCAUUGAUUUCUGGGAUGGCCUCGCGAUCUGGGACCAUGCGACCCGGUCGAUUCUCGUAGGUGGCGAGCGAACGAACCAGUGCGUGGUUGCCGUGCCUCACAGACAACCCCUGGAGCCGCGUGGAGCCGCGUGGAGCCGGGAGACUCCCCUACUGACCGUCACCCUAAACCAUGAAACUAAAAAAGUUUGAUUUCGAUUUAAAGCUUUCGUGACUGCAGGGAUUCAUAUUCUUGGUUCUUUCGGUAAAGUCACGUAGAAGGGAAAUAAUAAAAUAAUAAAAAUAUAAAACAAUAAAAAUUCUCACGACGUUUCGACUGCAACACAAGCAAUCAUUGAUUGCAAUCAUUGAUUGCAUUUUUAUUGUUUUAUAUUUGUAUUAUUUUAUUAUUUCCCUUCUACGUGACUUUACCGAAAGAACCAAGAAUAUAAAAAAUGUUUGUUUUUGUUUACCGGGUUAAGGCCCCACUUGGCUACUCCUUUAACAGGGUGCUGCACAAUUUUUUUUUUAACGCUUCUGAGAAUUUGCUACAAUAACACGCGAAAAAUCUGCCUCCUCCGAGCUCUGGAGACCACCUGGAGAAGAUUCCAGGCACGCGUUGACAAGGGGAGACUCGUUGACUUUUUGAAGCUAUUAACGUUACAUUUGUCAUCAUAUGUUACAGCGUAGUAUUAUCCGUUAGUUUGCCAUUAAACACGAGAGUCCCGUAUAAGUGUUCGCAUUUUUUGAAGCUCCCUGUAUGAUAGCGUAGUUUAGAAGCGACUUGGCCAUCACGGAUGACGAAGAAGCUUACCGACAUCACGUGGCAAAUUCAUAGCAGUCGCCAAACACUCUAAACGCGUGACGUUGAUUCUCAAUGUAGAUGAGAUGGGGGGGGGGAACCAGUGGAGCCGGAGAAAAAUCGACGCGACCACGGGUGAGAGGGAAACGGCACGCAAACUCCAAAUAUACAGCGGCAGGCGGCAGGGUAGGGUUCGAACCCACAACCUCCUGUACACCAAGCGAGGUUGUUAACAUCUCCUAUUUACCUGUCCUGCAGAGUGUGUGAGUGAGUGUGAGUGAGUGUGGAUCCAGUGUGUUAUUUACCUGUCCUGCAGAGUGAGUGUGAGUGAGUGUGGAUCUAGCGUGUUAUUUUCCUGUCCUGCAGAGAGUGUGAGUGUGUGAGUGUGGAGUUAGUGUGUUAUUUACCUGUCCUACAGAGAGUGAGUGAGUGUGUGAGUGUGGAGUUAGUGUGUUAUUUACCUGUCCUACAGAGAGUGAGUGAGUGUGUGAGUGUGGAGUUAGUGUGUUAUUUACCUGUCCUACAGAGAGUGAGUGAGUGUGUGAGUGUGGAGUUAGUCUGUUAUUUACCUGUCCUACAGAGAGUGAGUGAGUGUGUGAGUGUGGAGUUAGUGUGUUAUUUACCUGUCCUACAGAGAGUGAGUGAGUGUGUGAGUGUGGAGUUAGUGUGUUAUUUACCUGUCCUACAGAGAGUGAGUGAGUGUGUGAGUGUGGAGUUAGUGUGUUAUUUACCUGUCCUACAGAGAGUGAGUGAGUGUGUGAGUGUGGAGUUAGUCUGUUAUUUACCUGUCCUACAGAGAGUGAGUGAGUGUGUGAGUGUGGAGUUAGUGUGUUAUUUACCUGUCCUACAGAGAGUGAGUGAGUGUGUGAGUGUGGAGUUAGUGUGUUAUUUACCUGUCCUACAGAGAGUGAGUGAGUGUGUGAGUGUGGAGUUAGUGUGUUAUUUACCUGUCCUACAGAGAGUGAGUGAGUGUGUGAGUGUGGAGUUAGUGUGUUAUUUACCUGUCCUACAGAGAGUGAGUGAGUGUGAGAGUGUGGAGUUAGUGUGUUAUUUACCUGUCCUACAGAGAGUGAGUGAGUGUGAGAGUGUGGAGUUAGUGUGUUAUUUACCUGUCCUACAGAGUGAGUGAGUGUGAGAGUGUGGAGUUAGUGUGUUAUUUACCUGUCCUGCAGAGUGAGUGUGAGUGAGUGUGGAUCUAGCGUGUUAUUUACCUGUCCUGCAGAGCGUGUGAGUGAGUGUGAGAGUGUGGAUCCAGCGUGUUAUUUGCCUGUCCUGCAGAGUGUGUGAGUGAGUGUGAGAGUGUGUGUAUGAGUGAGUGUGUGAGUGUAGAGUUAGCAUGUUAUUUACCUGUCCUGCAGAGCGUGUGAGUGAGUGUGUGAGUGUGAAGUUAGCAUGUUAUUUGCCUGUCUUGCAGAGUGUGUGAGUGAGUGUGUGUAUGAGUGAGUGUGUGAGUGUGAAGUUAGCAUGUUAUGUACCUGUCCUGCAGAGCGUGUGAGUGAGUGUGUGAGUGUGAAGUUAGCAUGUUAUUUGCCUGUCUUGCAGAGUGUGUGAGUGAGUGUGUGAGUGUGUGUAUGAGUGAGUGUGUGAGUGUGAAGUUAGCAUGUUAUUUGCCUGUCUUGCAGAGUGUGUGAGUGAGUGUGUGAGUGUGUGUAUGAGUGAGUGUGUGAGUGUGAAGUUAGCAUGUUAUUUGCCUGUCUUGCAGAGUGUGUGAGUGAGUGUGUGAGUGUGUGUAUGAGUGAGUGUGUGAGUGUGAAGUUAGCAUGUUAUUUACCUGUCCUGCAGAGUGUGUGAGUGAGUGUGUGAGUGUGAAGUUAGCAUGUUAUUUGCCUGUCUUGCAGAGUGUGUGAGUGAGUGUGUGAGUGUGUGUAUGAGUGAGUGUGUGAGUGUGAAGUUAGCAUGUUAUUUGCCUGUCUUGCAGAGUGUGUGAGUGAGUGUGUGAGUGUGUGUAUGAGUGAGUGUGUGAGUGUGAAGUUAGCAUGUUAUUUGCCUGUCUUGCAGAGUGUGUGAGUGAGUGUGUGAGUGUGUGUAUGAGUGAGUGUGUGAGUGUGAAGUUAGCAUGUUAUUUGCCUGUCUUGCAGAGUGUGUGAGUGAGUGUGUGAGUGUGUGUAUGAGUGAGUGUGUGAGUGUGAAGUUAGCGUGUUAUUUGCCUGUCCUGCAGAGUGUGUGAGUGAGUGUGAGAGUGAGUGUGUGUGGAGUUUGUACAUUCUCUCACUGUUGUGUGUGGGGUUCCUCCGGAUUCUCGGGUUUCUCUUCCAUAGCUGUAAAAAAUGAAAGACAAACAUUGUAAUUGGUAUUUGGCAAAUACCCCAAGGCUUACAAAUGACCUGCACAUUACUCAUUUGGGCAUCACACUGAGUAGCAUCGUCCAUCCCGCGCAGCGAAAACCUGGCAGGACCCUCCUGAAAAAACGAGUCUUGAAACUCAAUAAGGAUGAUAUUAUUUCCGAUAAACAAGAACCAUUCCCUGGUGUCAUGCAACUGCUGAGUUCAUGGAAGGUAAAUCCUCCAUAAGUUGACAAUUCCUCUAUUAAAUGUAAAAUCCACAUCCUCUGAAGUUAUGUACCAUACGUACAGUACUUUAAACACGUACGCACCAUGAGAUAUAUAUAUGUCAUAGCAUUCAAGGUAAUUUAUUUGCGUCUAACGCACUGCAUAGACACGGAGCAAAACCCUUUCACGGGGUUGAUGACAGUGAUCCUGGUCUGCAGUGUCGGUGGCGUUCCCGCGUGCAUGUGUUGUGUGUGUUGUGUAUCAUAGAUGCUCUCUUCUUUCAUCCGAGCAGAGCUCCGUGCGGAGUGUGCCACACGUUUGUCUUCAAUGGAAGAUGUACAAAAGAUUAACGAGGAGAGAGGCCUGAACGUUUGCAACAAAA
Molecule: messenger RNA, 9323 nt
Organism: Lethenteron reissneri (Far Eastern brook lamprey)
Lineage: Eukaryota; Metazoa; Chordata; Hyperoartia; Petromyzontiformes; Petromyzontidae
Product: liprin-alpha-4-like
Biological process (GO): synapse organization
Cellular component (GO): presynaptic active zone
Molecular function (GO): protein binding
Source: RefSeq, a predicted model, not a curated record